Molecule: messenger RNA, 909 nt
Organism: Sphenostylis stenocarpa
Lineage: Eukaryota; Viridiplantae; Streptophyta; Magnoliopsida; Fabales; Fabaceae
Source: the annotation of a GenBank genome assembly
AUGCAGAGUAAAGAAGCAGUCGUGGACGAUGGGGAAAUAACGUCGUCUUUGAAUGUUGCAAACUCCGAAUUCGAUGAGUGGAACAAUUUUGGGGACGAUGACAUAAUGCAGCAGCAGUAUACAAUUCAGGCUGACGAAGCUAAGAAAGUUCCAUUUGUGGGUGACAAGGAAACACUGAGUAGCUUAGCUGCUGAAUAUAAAUCUGGCAGUCCUAUCUUGCUGGAGAAAAUAAAGGUGCUUGAGGAGCAAUAUGCUGCCAUUCGUCGCACUCGGGGAGAUGGAAACUGCUUCUUUCGAAGCUUUAUGUUUUCAUAUCUUGAGCAUAUUAUGGAAUGUCAAGACCAAGCAGAAAUCGAUCGAAUCCAGCCAAAUAUUGAAAAAAGUCGAAAAGCAUUGCAGACUUUGGGUUAUGCAGACCUGACUUUUGAAGAUUUUUUUGCAUUAUUCCUUGAGCAGCUGGAGUGUGUUAUUCAAGGGAAAGAGACGUCCAUAAGUCAUGAAGAGCUUGUUAUUCGGAGCCGAGAUCAGUCAAUAUCUGAUUAUGUCGUUAUGUUCUUCAGAUUUGUCACCUCCGGUGAAAUACAAAUGCGCGCAGAAUUUUUUGAACCUUUCAUACUGGGCUUAACCAAUACAACAGUCGAGCAGUUUUGCAAAUCAUCUGUUGAACCAAUGGGUGAAGAGAGCGACCAUGUGCACAUUACUGCCCUUUCAGAUGCAUUGGGCAUUCCAAUCCGUGUUGUGUACCUUGACCGCAGCUCAUGUGAUACUGGUGGUGUCAGUGUAAAUCAUCAUGAUUUCAUGCCAGUGGCUGGUGAUCUCCCAAAUGCUAGUUGUAGCUCCGAAAGGAACAUUCCUUUCAUCACUCUGCUGUAUCGCCCUGGUCACUAUGACAUCCUCUAUCCGAAGUGA